Messenger RNA from Ctenocephalides felis (cat flea), 690 nucleotides. RefSeq names its product G patch domain-containing protein 11-like. NCBI's taxonomy places the organism in Eukaryota, Metazoa, Arthropoda, Insecta, Siphonaptera, Pulicidae. The record is from RefSeq and is a predicted model, not a curated record. Gene Ontology annotation, molecular function: nucleic acid binding. Bases 163 to 690 code for a protein of 175 amino acids. The transcript is spliced from 3 exons. Gene Ontology annotation, cellular component: kinetochore.
UAGAAAUUAGCUCCGUGUUUAUUUUGAGCCGCUCGUUUUUAACAAUUUGACAGUAAACUGAUUUGGCAUUUAAUAGUAAAACGUUGUUUAAUAUAGUUGUCAUUCUCUUGGGAUACGAAUAAACAAAAGAAAUUUGGAAUCCUAAUACUAAUUAAGUCCAAUAUGUCAGAAGAAGAAUAUGAUUACAUGUCUGAUAAUAUAUUAACCCAAUGUGUCGAAGAUGUUAAACCAGGUCUUAUACAAAGUAGAGCUAAACAGAGACUCAUUGAAAUCACCAGAAAACAAGCCGAAGAAAAACUAAAAAAUAAACCUUUAAAAGUCGUUGAAGCAGAACGCAGAAAUGAGGGCCUCAACAAUGCUCUGGAUUCCGCUAACAAAGGCUUCUCUUUGUUACAAAAGAUGGGUUACAAGCCGGGUCAAGGAAUUGGCAAAGAUAAAACAGGACGGGUAGAACCUGUUGAAAUUAAUUUAAAAUCUAAUAGAGAAGGAUUGGGGCGUAAAAGUUAUAAUAGACCUCUAAAGAGUUCAUCAGAAGUUACUAAAUUAUCUCAAGAAUCUGUUUUGGAUUAUCGACGACAGAAAUCUAAAAAUGCUGAGAGUAAACGAGAUUUGAUAGAUUUAUUGAGAUGCCAGAAAGCUUGUCAUAGCUUAGAUAGCUCAAAAAGAACAUUUAUUGAGAGGAGCGACUAA